Messenger RNA from Fusarium sp. VM40, 465 nucleotides. NCBI's taxonomy places the organism in Eukaryota, Fungi, Ascomycota, Sordariomycetes, Hypocreales, Nectriaceae. The record is from the annotation of a GenBank genome assembly.
AUGGGUCUCAUUGGUCUCGCUAUCCGCAGUCUCCUUGAUGGUUCAGACCGUCAACCUCGUUCUGGAGGCUGCUGCAGUCGUCGAAACCAAACUCAACAAGUGUACCUUACCCAACAACCACAACUCAUGGCUGAACGCCCCAACUAUGCAACCUACACUGGCCGACCUUCAUGUCAUCAACGCAAGAUGGAACGCCGUUACCAGAGGCAGAUCCAGCGCGCUGAGCGUUCGCAACUUCGUGCUGAACAGCGAACUGAGAGGGAUCUACAGAGAGUGGAAAGGCGCCAAGCGGGUGCUAAGCUUGUCAUGUCGGGAGUACAGAGGAUUGGCCUCGUCGGUGGACAAGCAAAUGAUGGAAGUGUACGUAAGACGCGGGAUAUUCAAGAGGAGACCAGGGAUAGUGUCUAUGGUCAACACUUGGAAAAGGAUGCACCCCCUGCAUACGACGAAGUUGUGAGGAAGUAG